This is a messenger RNA of Cornus florida, 2247 nucleotides long. RefSeq lists its product as uncharacterized. The transcript has 4 exons. NCBI's taxonomy places the organism in Eukaryota, Viridiplantae, Streptophyta, Magnoliopsida, Cornales, Cornaceae. The record is from RefSeq and is a predicted model, not a curated record. The coding region runs from base 522 to 1856 and encodes 444 amino acids.
AAUCACCAAAUGUAAUGAUCCCAACGCCCGGAACUCCAACCGGGCUGUCUCUUCAACCCGGUCUCGCUUUUAGCUCCGAUUCCGAAUCUUUGUCCCCUGUAAGAAAACUCAAACGAUCACAGAAUUAGGGUUAGGCCUACUAUCUGCAAAAGCUGAUAUUCUGUGACUGCGUGUGUAUAUAGAAUUAUAGAUACAUAUAUGUUAAUACAUAUAUUAGACUCCUAUUAUAGAUACAUAUAAUUGUUUGUUUCAGCUAUCAUUCGGUAGGACACGAGGGAAAAUCUGAGACCAUAAUCACAUACUACGCAACAAACAAUAUCAUACCCUCCUUAUUUGUAUAUCAAACCGUUCAUUUCGCAUAAUCACCCUUCGUAAUCAAACCCAACGACUACCUCUCGAUCACCUAACGUGCAUCAAACUAUAUAUAUAUUUAUAUACACAUUUUGAUUUCAUUUCUCUUCUUUUCAAAAACCUCAAAUUUGACUAAUCGUCUCAAUCUACUUCAAAUUUAGCUCUCAUCAAUGGCUGAUCCACAUGUAGAAACAGAGGAAUCGAAACCUCAGGACCAAACCCCUUUGCUCAUUGACAUAGAACAAACCCAAGAACGCCCAAAAGAAGAAGAUUUUGAUACACAUCUUGAUAGGACCCUUCAACGAUUGGAAUUGUUUCUCACUUUGUUGGGAUUCAAGCAAUCCUCUGUGUUGAGCUUUGGAGUCUCGUGGGUGAAGUUUUUGCUGAUUGGGGUCUCACUCCCGGUUGCUGUUCUAGAGCUCUCCAAUUGUUCUGGUUGUGACAAGUACCAAAUCAAAGAUUUUGAGCUCAAUAUUGUUGCUUUGCAGGCUUGUUUGGCUGCUGUGUCUCUACUUUGCCUUUCCCACAAUUUGAGAAAGUAUGGCAUUAGGAAAUUUCUCUUUGUUGAUCGUUACAGUGGCCAAAUGGCCCGGUUUCGCGACGUUUACAUUCAGAAGAUUUCGGAUUCUGUUCGAUUGCUUGUAAUGUGGAUAGUGCCAUGCUUUGUUCUGAAGACUGCACGCGAAGUUGUCCGCAUUUUAUGUGUCCGUCAUGAAUCAUGGUGGCAUUCUUUUGUUAUUCUAUUAGCUUUGGUUAUGUCAUGGACUUAUUUGGCCACAAUCUUUCUAUCAGCCUGCAUAUUGUUCCAUUUGGUCUGCAAUUUGCAAAUUGUCCACUUUGAAGAUUACGGGAAGCUCUUGGAAAGAGAAUCUGAUGUUUUGGUAUUUAUAGAGGAGCACGCUCGUCUGCGUUAUCAUCUCUCCAAAAUAAGCCAUAGGUUCCGAAUCUAUCUGCUUCUAGCAUUCUUGGUUGUAACAGCAAGCCAGUUUGUCACUUUAUUCCAAACAACGGGAUACAGUGGAAUAAUAACUUUCGUAAAUGGCGGUGACUUUGCAGUGUCCUCCAUUGUUCAAGUUGUGGGAAUAAUUCUUUGCUUAAAUGGUGCUGCAAAAAUCUCUCAUAGAGCCCAAGGCAUUGCAUCAAUCGCGAGUAUUUGGCAUGCUUCAUUAACAUGCAGUUCUUCGAAUGCAUCUCAAUUAAGACUGUCAAAUAGCGUGGGAAACUUGGAAGCUGCAAGUACAUUGGGCUCGUUGUAUAUACACAAUUCAGAAAGUGAUUUGGAGUCACUGGAUUCUAUUGCAAUGCCGAGAAAUACACAGUUGGCUUCUUAUAUGUCCUCAUACCACAAGAGACAAGCCUUUGUAUUGUAUUUGCAGACCAAUCCGGGGGGGAUCACAAUAUUUGGAUGGACCGUUGAUCGGGGUCUCAUCAGCACAAUCUUCUUCAUUCAACUCUCGCUGGUACUCUUCGUGCUCGGGAAGACGGUAGUUUUCACUUCUGAGUGAAUUUUUUUCCAUGAUCUUGCUGCUGUCACAAAACAUCUUCCCUCCACCACAUCAGGACCUAUCAAUUCGGGUGACUGGUUGAAAUCGUUACACACUUCCGGUUCAUUUUCAAGUGGUGUGUGAGAGGUCAUCAUCACUUACAACGUCAAUAAGACCGAAAAACAUACCACUUCCAUCUUCUGACUGCGUCCUGUAAUCCACCAUUGGAAGUUCACAUAUUGUAUGCUCGUGUGAUGUACUUGUGGAAAUGUUCAUACAGACCGAAAGCACGGAAGAAAGGCACUUCAGUUGAUGUGAUGCAUUGUGUGGGAUGCUGCUGUAAAAAAAGUCGGUCCAUGUAAAAAUUAAAUAUGUGAAGAUGGCUUCACAAAUUCAUUGUUUUUUAUUUUAA